AGUUCAAGAUUGACAUAUUUACUAUUGAGAAUAGUGUCAUACUCGGCUGGCCCGAGUCCCACUAAAUGUUUUGUAUGUAGUAUUUUCACCGUCAUAUCUCCGAGGCAUGCACACAGGGGCAUGAUUUUAGGGGUGUAAAGGUAAAUAUACGCAAUUUCAAUGUCGUUUUAUAUUUACUGACUCGUUGUGACACGGUUUUAGCAGCGUUAGCUGGCAUGAUAGGUUUGUCAUAGCUCACUUUUCAGCUGAUAGUUUCAGUGUGAUAUGCAAUGAAGACUUUUAUUCCAUCUACAGUACAUGGAGCCAUCCUCACCUGCAUGAACACUCAGUCUGAAAUAGUUUAUCUUGGGCUGAAUGCACUGACUUGUCCUCUCUGACAGGUGCAUCUCAGAAAAGAUGAGUCGCUUUCUGAACGUCCUGCGAAGCUGGUUGGUGAUGGUGUCCGUCAUCGCGAUGGGGAACACUGUGCAGAGUUUCAGAGACCACAGUUUUCUGUCAGAAAAGCUCUACACGGGCACACCUGAGUUUGGUAAGAAAACUAUGCUGGAUUGACACACACGAAAGGCAUUUUCAGCUUGGUAACACUGACGAUUCAUUCAGAUUGAUAAUAAGCUCUGCUGGAAACCAUGCAUCAAAUAUCUGUGUUCAAAAAUGUGAAGAAGUAUUGGAAUCAUUAGCAAAUCAAAGUAUUUAUUACCACAAAAAUCAUUACGCACACUCUACUGCUCCAUGAUCCUGCCAUACCUCUCUUACUAUGUUGAAAUCUGGGGAAACACAUACAAGACCAAUCUACAAAAGAUAUGCACUUUACAAAAAAAGAGUUAACAGGAUCAUAAAUCAUGCUGGAUACAGAGAUCACACCGGCCCUCUUGUUCCUAAAAUCAAAAUUGUUAAAAUUUAAUGACAUAGUCAAUUUUAAAACAGCUCAAGGGCUGUACAAAGCAGCACAAAGUAUGUUACCUGGUAACCUACAAAAGAUGUUCAAAACCAGAGAGGGUGGCUAUAAUCUAAGGGGGAACAUAAAUAUAUUUGUCUGAUUGUCCAUACAACUCUGAAAAGUAUGUGCAUUUCUGUUUGUGGUGUUCAACUCUGGAACAGCCUGGAUGUCACUUUAAAAAUGUCUAAUAACAAAAAUAUUUAAAUCAAACUAUAGAGAAGUGUUAAAAGAUUCAUAUAAGUUAACCAAAAGAAAAUGUUUUAUACUAUACUUGAUUGCAUAAAAGUAAUAUUAAUUCUGAAUAUUAUAACACUGAUUAUUAUUAUGAUAUGCAAAUAAUUAUAACAAGUAACCUAUUUAGUGUUAAGCAGAUAUCUUUGUUUAUAAUAUGUAGGUAUUUAUACAGGUCUUUGGAAUCUAUACAAAUACAUUUUUCUUUUAAAUCUCUAAUUUGCAAGGAAGGGGCAGGACUAGAUAAGCUUUUUGCUUCAUUCUGAUCCUUCUCAAACUGUUUAUUUUGACAUACAUAUGUUGAGUACAUUUAUCUUUGACAUGUACAGUUGUUUGGUGUACAUAUGUUUUAUUUUGUUCAGUGUUUUUGUUUGUCUAGUUGUUUUUUGUUGCUGUUGUUCUUAAAGUUUAAGAUAAAUAAAGAAGAAAGAAAGAACGAUGAAAUCCCCCAAAAAUAGUGCGAAUAGAAUAGAGCUCACCACAUGAUCAUGUUAAUAGUCUUCAACUGAGUUUCAGUUGCAAAGUGAACUUUUGGUAACCUUGAUUUGCAUUAACAUUUUCUAUUAAUGCAUGCAUUUUUAUCAGAAACUUCUUUCAGUGGUUGCCCACAUGUUAAAGGCAUUCACCUGACAUCAUUUUUAUAUAUUCCUCCUAUCCGUUGGCUUCCAAUUUACAAUUUUACAGCAAAUGAAGUCUGAUUAUUUUAUUAGCUAUUAUCCAAACUUUGUGAAAAAUUGAAUUUGCACAAUUUGCUAUAUCUUGAAUGUAUUUCAUGACUCAAGGUGUCGUUCAAACAUUUCUCCUUUCUCCCGCCUCCCUCAUUCUAUCACGUUCUCAGUGAAUGGUCUCCAAGCUCGAACAUUUGGUAUUUGGACCUUGCUGUCAUCGAUCAUACGCUGUGCCUGCGCCAUUGAUAUCCAGAACCGAACGUAAGACUCUCACAUCUUUCUCUGUGUUUCUCCAUGCUCAGAUAGCAAGGCAUCAUUAAAACAUCAAAUCUGUGUUGAGCUGUCAACUAUGUUAAUGAUGAAUCAACGUCAGAAUUAAGACUUUGUUUGUGACAGUUUUGCACAAUGUGGAAUGUGCUGGUCUAAACCUUCAGCAACCAGCCUUGUGAACUGGUGAAGAAAAUGCUGCUCUUGUUCAUCAUUAAAAUCAUGGUUUUGAACUUCCACUGUCAAAAAAAGAAGGAAAGAGGACUUUAAAAAGCAAGCUCUGACAGGCUAACAUGCAGAGGAGUAGUGAAGGCCGCAACCUUUUUUCGAUGAAAGGAUCAUGGGUUCAAGACCUGGACAAAGGCACACCUUGUGAACUCAGAAAGAAACCUGUAGGGAAGUGGUGAAGGCUGCUGCCCAACAAUGAAAGGAUUCUUGGUUCAAAUCCAGGACAGAGGCACUUAAUGUCAGCCAGUAACCAUUACUUUCUUUAAAUGUGGUUUGAAUUGGUGUUUUCAGACCACAGUCCAACAAGCAGAGGUAAUAAGGACCUGCAAAAGUAAUCACUGCCAGGGAAACCUGUAGUUAAAUGCUGAAGGCUUCUCCCAUUCUACGACUGCUGACUGUCACUGAAUGGAUUCUUGGUUCAGAUCCAGGAUGGAGGCACUUUAUGUCAGCCAAGAACACUUGCUUUCCUUAAAUGUAGUUUGAGCUUUUGCUUGAAUUGCUGUUUAUUAAGUCCACAGUCAAAAACAUAAAGGUAAUAAGGCCAGAAAAAAAACAAGAACUGCCAAGCCAAACUGAAGUGUAGUGGCUAAGGCUGUUGCCUUUCCAUAAAAGGGUUGUGGGUUCAAGCUGAGGACAACGGCACUACAUCUGAGCAAAGAAAACAAAAGCUGUUUUCAGAUCUUUGUUAUGGUCUUUAAUAACUUUUCAUUAAGAAAACUAAAGUAAUAUUAUAUUGUUGGGAUGACUGCUGCUCAAUAAAUCAAUUCUUGGUUCAAAUCUGGGGCUGAGGAAUUUCAUGGCACUUCAUGUGAUGCAGGAAUAAAAAUACGGUUCUCACCUCAAUGUUGGGCUAUUUUUUACUUUCUCUGUUGGAAAAUUUAAUUAAAAAACACCUUAUAACCAAUCACUGGCAGGUUAUAUUCUGUAGUGCAGUGGUUAAGGCGGCUGCCUCUCCAUUAAAGGAUUAAUGGUUCAAAUUCAGGACAGGGGCUCUGCAGGUCAUCCAAAAACUGUUGCUUUCUCUGCAACUGAUUUCAGCUGUGCCUUUAAUUGCUGUUUCGAACUUCCACAGUCAAAAAGUUGCUGUAAUGAGGACCUAUAAAAGCAAGCACUGCCAUGGAAACCUGUAGUGUAUUUGGGAUGUGAUUUAUGAACUAAACUUUAGUCUGUCAACAUAAACUAAAUCCUAUUUACCCAGUGUGUACUCCUGCUAUAUUUUCUAACAACUCAAAUCCACUGUAAUAUGAAGGCAGGUCUCCUAUCCGUUGAUAGGGCCAGAUUGAACCAUCAGGGGCCAUUCACACAAGGGUUCAACUAGCAGGGGCUGUCAAUCAUUUUUUACACCCCAUGAUCUUCAAAACUUGACAAAAGUUCACAGAACCAAAAGUUUUAUUUUAAGAUCAAGUUGUGACAACUUGCUGUUCGAACAGUCAGAGCAACAUAAUGUUUUACCUCCUUUGGACAAAAUUAGUGCUUUAAGCAACCACAGAUAACAGUUGAGUUUGCAUAGAAAUGUCAACCUCAACCAUAACGAUGACUCUGAUGGAAAAUAAGCAGUUUUUGUAAUGUCUUGCUCUCCUUGUGAGUGUGUCCUUACUUUUGUCACUCUGUCUUCUGCAGGCUAUAUCACAUCACUUUAUGGACGUUUGUGCUGGCAUUGGGCCACUUUCUGUCUGAGGCAUUCAUCUACAAAACUGCACCUCUGACAAUAGGGGUCAUGGCGCCUCUCAUUGUGGCAAGUGAGUGAGGAAAUGAAGAGGUUGUAGGUUUAUAAAAUUAUUGGCAAAUCAAAAUAACUCUCUGACAACAUUUCUCUGUGUCUGUAGGCUUCUCUGUCAUAGGAAUGCUGAUUGGGUUUCAGUGUUUCCCAGAGUCGGAGGAGGAAGUUGGGGCAAGACAGAAGAAGCGUAACUGAAUUAGGCUCUGCUCUGACAAUCAGGGACUGCUGCUCUGGUCCUGUGGUUCCACUGCUUUUUGCCUUGAAGAACACUAGAUGUGGAUUUAAGUGAUUUUGAAGACAUUUAACAACCUAAAGAUUUUAUAAGUCUCCAUCUGGGCUAUGUUAAAUAUUUUCUAAACUUGAUUUUUACAGCAGCAAUUAAGUGAAGUAAGUCUUGUUCUGUAAGAGUCAACAAUAUUUGCAUAAAAUGUUUAUAAUGAAUUGCUUGUCAGCUUGUCAAUGUAUGGACCCUUGUACAUGUGAAAGAAGUGAUGAAACUUGUAAGUGCUGAAUGCAAUUCAUCUGUUGAAUAAUUCAUCUUAUUUUUCAAACGGUAAUGAUGGUGACACUUAAACAGUCGCUUCUUCUACUUUAUUUUUAAUUCAUGUUUUUUAAGAACUCAGACAUCCUUUCAGUAUAAAACUAUGCUCUUCAUUACAAAGACACACAAAUACAAGUCAGCUUUUAUUUGCCAUAUUUGUUCUGUGCUGUGGAAAGCUUGUACAUCCUUUAAAAUACACUCACUUAUUCUCCUAUAAAUUCUUUAAAAGUGUGAUGUUUUUUUUUGGUAUAAUCCAAGUAUAAAAAAACUUUUCCAAACA
This is a messenger RNA of Xyrichtys novacula (pearly razorfish), 4872 nucleotides long. The record is from the annotation of a GenBank genome assembly. Lineage: Eukaryota; Metazoa; Chordata; Actinopteri; Labriformes; Labridae.